Molecule: messenger RNA, 5439 nt
Organism: Penaeus indicus
Lineage: Eukaryota; Metazoa; Arthropoda; Malacostraca; Decapoda; Penaeidae
Exons: 8
Coding region: 598-4974 (1458 amino acids)
Cellular component (GO): extracellular matrix
Molecular function (GO): protein binding
Source: RefSeq, a predicted model, not a curated record
ACGGCAUCGGGGAAGGAAGGCAGGUGCGCGCGCUCUCUCCACGCACAGGGUGUCUCACAGGCAAAGAGAUAAACACCAAAAAAAACAACAACAACAAAAACGUCGACUCGAAAACGUUGCUGCGAGUGAACGUUUCCAAGAACUCUGGAGAAAACAGCUGAUAUAAAGUGAUCCCAGAUAUAAGGGAGAAGUGACUUAAUACCCAUAUCCUUAGAUGGACUUUGUUUUUUUUUAAAGGAUUCAUAUACGUCGUUUAGGAGUUUCCGAGAGAGAAAUACUCCGUCACAAAAGUUCCCGUUCUUGAAGGAGAACCUGAUCUAAAGUGGAUCCAGUGAACAGCAUUCUUCCUUCGUUGAACACCAGGUAUCGUGUUCUUACUAGUGUUCUGUCGAGUUGAAGAGGGUAAUACCACGUAAGGGUGACAUAUCAGGGUGACACACACUCGCCCUAAAGUACCACUGAUUUGACGACAACAAGGACAAAUCUCCAUUAAUGUCAAAACGAAACAGCAGCACAAUUAUCCUAACUAUUUAAAGCAAGAGACAAAGAAAACGAGAAAUUACGUCACAAAAAGGCUGGAAUGAUCUCGAGGACAAGAUGACAGCCAAACUCCUCCUGCAGGCGCUGACGGUCUUGCUCGCCCUCGUAAGCACGGCGAUUGGCACGGACCAGGUCUCCUCCUCCUCCCCCUCUUCCUCGUCCUCCUCUUCUACGGCAGCAUCCAGCGGAGAUGAAGCCACGGGAAGUCCACUCACUCGACACGGAUGCCACUUCCACCGGCUGGAUCAGAUGGCCAGCUGCCGAGGCCUGAACACGUCGCAGCUGGCGGAGGCGCUGACGAAGUAUGGAGAGAGGACGAAGGAAGCUGGGGUUUCUCUCGAAGGGAACGGAACCAGGGAUGAGUCAGACGGGGCCGUACCCUCCCCUCGCCUUCGGGAACUGUCCCUGUUCUACUGCCGGAUCCCCAAGCUGACGCGGGAAGCCCUAGGACCUCCUGAAGGCGGUUCGUUGGAGAUUAUCAGCGUCGUCAGCUCAGGCGUGGAAGAGGUCCUCCCCGAUGCCCUGGCCGACCACGCCCUCACCCUCACGCGCCUGGUCCUCGCCCACAACAGCCUCGGGGGCGUGCCUAAGGCGGUGGCCAACCUGACGAGGCUGGAGGUGCUGGAUCUCCGCCAUAACCGAAUUAAUCACCUUCCUGAGGGAACACUGCUCUUCAAUCUCCACCGCCUUCGUCAGCUGCAUCUCGAUCACAAUCUGCUGGGUCAGAUCGCUAAUACUCAGGCGCGUCUCGGCAUCUCCUCCUCGGGGCUGAGUAUGACGGUGUUCAACCUUGAGCCCUUGAGAACCUCCCUCAGGCACUUGACUCUCGCCCACAACGCCCUCGCCGCCUUCCCCGAGCAGUUCUCCAGGCCCUUCGACAGGCUGACGAAUCUGGACCUUUCGUCGAAUAAGAUUUCAAAAGUCGUCCGCGGGGCCUUCGUCAGCAUGCCUCGCCUCCAGUUCCUUGACCUGAGCGACAACCUCCUCCACGCCUUCGAUCCCAGGAACCUCUCCAAUUCGCUGCUUGAUCUCAACCUCGCUGGCAACCCUUGGUCUUGUGACUGCGACUCCUUAUGGCUUCUGAAGAAACUAGACGGCAGUUCCUCACCAGCAGUCACGUCGCCCGCAUGCGCCUCGCCGCUCCACCUUCGCCACAGGCCCGUGUCUUCACUCAAAGAGGCGGACGUGUGCCCGGCGGAGGAGACGGACAACCACAGCCGGGUGGUGUACGUGGGCGACGACGUGGACGGGGUGCUGGCCGACGCCCUGGAUGCGCUCCACCUCCUCAACGUGACGGCGCUGAACCACCAGGCGCUCCUCGUCUCCUGGAGGGUCGAGGCGCAGUUUUACGCCUCCGCUCGGAAGGACCCUGACUCCGCGCCCCUCUCGUGGGCCAUCACCCUCCGCCAGGCCGACGAGGACCCCCGGCUGGCGGGCCCCACCAAGAUGCGGCUCGAGAGGUACAAGGCCGAGAGGGCCGACUGGGUCCCCGGCGAGUCGCUCUUCACAGAGGUCCUCCACGGGCUGGAGGAGGACACGCGCUACACCUUCUGCCUCACGCCCAUCCAGGACCACCGCUACUUCACGCGGCCCGACCACUGCCUCAACGCCAAGACGCUUACCAGAGCUCAGCUCACCCCGCCGAGCACUACCACGACGACGACGACGACGACUCCUGUAACCAUCAGCGCGCCUCGGGUCGUGCCGUUCGUGACCACCGAGGAUUACAUCGCGGAGACAGAGAGGGUGGUGAUCGCACGAGAGGCGCGGCGGGUCAGCAUGUCCUGGAACGUCACGAUCCAGCCCAAGGACGUCCUGCAGGGGAAGCGAGAGGCCAUGGUGCUCCGUCCCCUCGGCUGGAAAAUCCUGUACCGCCGCUUCGGGGACGAGAACGAGACGGAGGUGGUGCUGGUGAGCCGCGGCGGCGAGCCCGUGCAGAACUUCACCAACCACUACACUGUGGAGGGGCUGGAUCCUGGCACCGCCUACGUGUUCUGCUUCAACUCCCUCACAGACGUGCAGGUCGCGGAGUCGCUUAAGACUGAUGGAGAGACCGCGGUGAAGGACAUGACCUCCGAGGCGCUGCCCCACCAGCACGUGCCUCGCGACCCCGACAUCCUAAGGACAGCUGCAAGAGGCCGCAGCGUACAGUCUGGCGCUGAAUCUCAAGUGGUAGGUGGUAAAAAUCCCGCAGGGGCGCCUCCCCCACCUUCGUCGCCCAGAGCACCAGCGAAUCAAGACUCGCCGCGAUUCACGCCGCCCUUCCCCCCAAAUGCGCCGCCGCCGCCGCCGCCCCCGCCGCGCCCAAGCACCAGCGCCUUCCCGCCCAACUUCCCCCCCGUGCCCGCCCUCCCCCCGCACCCGAGCAACCGGCCCCCUCGCCCCCCCGCCCCCGAGCCCGGCACCACCUUCGUGUACACGAGCACGGGGCAGAGGAUCGCCGUGCCUCUCUCCUCCGGCUCGCCCUUCAACCUGCCGUCGGUGGUCAACCCCAACUUCAACCCCAGGAACGUCCCUCCGCCGCCGAUCCCGUCCCUGCCGCCCACGACGCCGCGCCAGAGGUUCAUAUACGAGUUCGACGAAGAGGAGCGGCCGUCGGAGCAGUCCUUCACGUACGACUUCACGACCGAGAGCACGACCACCACGGAAGAGCCGGAGGGGCAGAGGUUCACGUACGUCACGCGGCGAAGGAGGUCCGUGGCGGAGGAGGAAUCGAACACCUCCUACAUGAAGCUGCUGGAGUCGGGCGUGACGCAGUAUUGUGAGGAGAUCGUCACUUUGAGAGACGAUGACGUCAUCACGCCCGUCGCCAUUGCCACCACUGUGUCCACUUCCACCACCGUCGUCGUGGCCAUCCUCUGCUGCUGCUGCUGGCCGCGGCGCUGCUGGCGUCGCAAGAAGCCCAGCUGGAAGGAGCGAGCCGCUGCCAACACUCGCAAAAUCAGCACGAUCUCCUCGCCGACGCCCGUCUCCGUGUACUCCCGCAGCAACUCCGUGGCCAACGGCGUCGUGAAUGGGGAGGGCAGGUCGGGUGCCCUCAAGAGCGCCCCCGCGCCCAUCUCCCCGAGGAAGGGGCUGGAAGGCAUCAACGGCUUUCAGGGGAAAACAGCUCGGUCUGUGUCGGUCACCUCGAGCUCUGGCUACCUCACGCCCCUCCCGGGAAAUACUCCCCAGGACCCCGAGGCGAUGUUCAGCGAAGCCAAAUCUUACCUGCCGAGCCAGAAGGCCUACCUCAACUCUGUGAAGGACCGCUUGCUGCAGCAACACAAAGACUUGCAGGACUUCCACCCCGGCUACGACAUUCCCCCGACAUCCUCCUCCAAGGCCUUCUUGGGCUACGACUACCCUCACCCAACGCCCGUGAACCCCAUCGGGAGCCAGAGCGACGGUCGCGCCAAGUCGGGAGGAGUGAGGGCUCUGCCGACGCCGUCGCCCUCCAGCAGCGACUCCAACUACAACGCCUCCAUCGGCAGCGGCGUCGAGCCUCCCCGACCUCACGUCAAUCUCAACAUCCCCCUUAGGCAGGCCAAGAGCUCAGACAUCAACAAGAGCCUCGACUUUAACUCCAGCGCCGAGACGAGUCAAAGCCUCGACUACAACUACAUCGCCCCGGAAGACGUGACCAGCAGACCCCGCACCUUCGUCAAGCACGUUCCGGGGAAAUCCAACCACCGCAGGUUUGGUCAUCCGCAGCGACCGCACGAGGACCAAACGACUCAACAACGAACCCCGUACGACUCGGCGAAUGCGUGCACAAUCCAGCACAGUCGCUCAGUGCCAGAUCUGGUGAAUGCUGAAAACGAGACGGCUCAUUUACCUGCGGCAACGCGACUCAACCUUCUGAUCGGCAGUCAGACUGAGAGCAACCCUUCAGCAACUCCCAGGGACGGCCAGCCCUCGUCCUUGCCUCCAAGCUACGACCCCAACGUGAUGACGGAGGUCAACGGCUACGUCAACGUCCCUGUGCCACCGGGGGAGGACAAGAACAGGGACCGGGACGUUUACCACACCUGGGGCAGCUCCAGCCACGGCAAAUCCCGGAAUCGCCCCAGUCUCGGGGAUAUUGUCCUCACAGGCGGAACCCUGAUCGAGGUUCCCGAAGGCUACGUGAUACCGAAACCUCCCAAACCCACGAGAACGGUGAGGCUACUCGUUCCUGGCGAGGAGAAGGCCGGACGGACGGAACCCCCCGCGAAGGAGACGUCCGCAGGGGAGGAGCAAACGGGGAAGGCCCUCCCUCCUCCUCCUCUGCCGACGAAGGUGUCCCUGCAGGAGGAGAAGAAGGGGAAGAAGAUCACCCUUCCUCCUCUCUCCUUGUCUGCCGAGUCCGACACUUCAUCCAAAGACGAAGAAAACGUGAGUCAGAUCACGCACCUGGUCACACCCGAGCUUCAACCCGAACAUGUGGUCGUGAGCACCGGUCUGGCCGUCUAGAUAGUGCGGUCGUUAGUGUGGCCAUGGACUAGCCUUAAAUAUUGUAUAUGUAAUUCUUUUUAUUCCAUUUUGCCGGAGUUGCGUAAUUCACAACCCGAAAGAUGUUUAUUCAGAACAGAUGACAAAAGGAGUAUCUUACAUGCCCCAGUCUUUACGUUGUGUUGUAACGGGUAUUCUGUGAUUGACUUUUGCGAGUUGGAUUGUUCAGCACAGUACGAAGAGGUUAGUGCCACCUCGAGGUGUGUAUAUAUAUAUAUAUACAUACACACACACAUAUAUAUAUCAGUAAUUGCAUAAUUGUGUCAUAGAUGUCAAAGUUGAUUCUGUGCAGAAUUAGUGAUUUCACAGUUAUCAGAGCACUGUUAAAGAGUAGACUGCUAAGUACAGUCUGUGCCAUGACAGGGAGGUAGACUGGGGACGAAGCUAUAGUAUAUAUUGUACAUAAUGAAUUCUAUUGUAUAUGAA